This is a messenger RNA of Rhizoctonia solani, 642 nucleotides long. Its product is annotated as superoxide dismutase, Fe-Mn family. NCBI's taxonomy places the organism in Eukaryota, Fungi, Basidiomycota, Agaricomycetes, Cantharellales, Ceratobasidiaceae. Gene Ontology annotation, molecular function: metal ion binding; superoxide dismutase activity. Bases 1 to 642 code for a protein of 213 amino acids. Gene Ontology annotation, cellular component: mitochondrion. The transcript has 6 exons. The record is from RefSeq and is a predicted model, not a curated record. Gene Ontology annotation, biological process: superoxide metabolic process.
AUGUCGAAUGUCACGCUACCCGAUCUCCCCUAUGCAUACAAUGCGCUCGAGCCGUAUAUCUCCGAGGAGAUCAUGACUCUUCAUCACAAAAAGCACCAUCAGACCUAUGUCAAUGGAUAUAACACAGCAGUAGAGAGCCUGAACAAACUCGUUCAAGAUCCUAGCGCUGCUCGCCAACAGAUCGCUCUCCAAUCCGCAAUCAAGUUCAACGGAGGUGGACACAUCAACCACUCUUUGUUCUGGAAGAACCUCGCUCCUGCAGGAAAGACCGGACUUGGCGCUGACGGGAAGCUGGAAACCCCUCUUCUCGCGAAGGCAAUCGACGACAACUGGAAGGAAAAAGAGGGUGGCUUCGAGGCUUUCAAAAAAGAGUUCAAUGCCGCUGCUCUCGGAAUUCAAGGUUCUGGCUGGGCUUGGCUUGUUUUCAACACCACUAAGGAACGUCUGGAGAUCACCACGACCGCUAAUCAAGAUCCCGUUCUUCCUCCUUAUGUUCCUCUUUUCGGUGUCGACAUGUGGGAGCACGCCUUCUAUCUCCAAUACAAGAAUGUCAAGCCUGACUACCUCACCGCCAUCUGGAACGUGAUUAACUUUCACGAGGCCGAGAAGCGUCUUAAGGAGGCUUCCUCUGCUAAGCUCUAG